Molecule: messenger RNA, 3703 nt
Organism: Hydractinia symbiolongicarpus
Lineage: Eukaryota; Metazoa; Cnidaria; Hydrozoa; Anthoathecata; Hydractiniidae
Product: ribonuclease Oy-like
Exons: 10
Coding region: 2796-3488 (230 amino acids)
Biological process (GO): RNA catabolic process
Cellular component (GO): extracellular region
Molecular function (GO): RNA binding; ribonuclease T2 activity
Source: RefSeq, a predicted model, not a curated record
GGGAUGUUCUUGGGUAUACUAUUCUUUAACUGUGGACAUUUCUGAGACAGUCAUUUAUUUACAGAAAAAUAUUUAUCAAUAAACUUUUUAGAUGGACAGAAAAUUAUUUUACUCCACUUGCGCAUGAUGUCGUCGGCCUGCCGUUGGAUUUGUUUUGCACAUGCGCAGAUGUUCUUGCUGAUGUCAGUAGAAUUCAUCAUUUAUUAUCAUUUAUGUUGAUGACGUCAUAGUUUUUUCGUGCGGAUAUUACAUGAAGUCAUAUUUUUUGCGGGGUUUCGGGGGAUCUAUGGAGAAGCGGGAGGUUUUCAGUUCCUUGGUAUAACUCAACGCGUAGCAAACGUGCUCCAAAAUUUCGCUUCGCAACCAAUAUAGAAAGUGUUGCGGAGAGGUUGCCAAAGCAAAGGCAUUAAGCACGGCAAGGAAAGGGCACGGCAAAGGCAGGCAAGGAAACAGGAAGAGGAAUCAGCAAGGCAGGGGUAGGCAAAAAUGGUGGUCCGCGCUACAAAAGUUAAAUACGAAAAAACUUAAAUUAAUUCUUAACAACGUUAUGCAAAACAUCCUUUGGAAAAUUUCGCAAAACAUCUAAAAUUUAAUGCAAGCACUGUUGAUUGCACCAACAAACGCAAGCUUAAAAAGGGAAUUACAAACGUUUACGAAACAAUUAAAUGCUGUGAGGAAGUUGGCAACGAUCCUUCAACUGAAAAAGAGAGAAGCAAGAACUGGCUGGCUUUCUGUAGUUUUUGGACCUAUUUUCUGUUCGCAGUUUGGGAGGUAACCCUUUUUUAUGCAAGGCCUGGGAUAUGCUGCAAAAACAAGCUUACCAAGAAAUGGAUUGGAAAUAAGGGGUCAGAUUGAGAGGCUGGGCAGUGGAAAAAAGGAUAAAAUCUCUUAUGAUUGUCUCGUGCACCAAAUAUCAGAAGCAAAAUCUAGUGGGUACGAUGAGGAGGAUAUUGUGAAAAGUGUAAUUGAAGCUAUGGUACCUGCUAGUCUUACAUUAAAAAACGUCCUAGGAGUCUAUGUGAAAACUUAACUAUAGAUUAUAAUAGGCUGUUACAGAAUCUUUUAGCUUAUUAUGACAAAUAAAAUGCAACUGACUUAUGUAGUCAGCUGACGUCUAUGUUUCAGACCAUCAUUGAGACUGCUUAUUCCUUUGCACUGUAUGAGAUGCCAUAAAAAGCUCUUCUGGCAUCUGAAAAGUAUGACAUAAAAGUAUGACACAACCAAGAUCUAGUACAGAUAUUUUAUAAUUGUGCCUUUGAAAGAGGUUUAGGAACCCAAUACCUUAUUCAGGAAAUAUGAAAGCUGAUUAAAUAUAUUCCUUCUAAAGUGCCAAUUGCUGCCAUCACUAAGGUUUCUGAUGUGGAAAAAGAAUGCACAUAGCUGUACAAAGUACGGCCUGGAACAGGUCAACUAAUGUUUUAAAAGUUAAAUCUGCUAAAGCGACGAUGUAAACAAACUAACUUCUACAGUUGAAACCAUGUGUGUGCAAUUAACUAGCUUGCAGAAAGAGUGAACUGAGGUGAAAGGCAAGAAGAUAUAGUGGCAGAAAGUUUGGAGGAAGCUUACAGUGUGAUACCUAGGAACUGAAUUUUAAAUGCUAUUAUUCCCCUCGAAUAAGUGCCCAGGUAAUUUCCUCACAGUUCAAUAAGUGCCCAGCACUUAUUAAGCGCGCUCCUGGAAUAAGCGCCCACCUGAUAAAAGAAGGCGCUUAAUCGAAAACUACCUUGAGAAACUGGGCGCUUUAUAUUGAGAGCCUUAGAAAGAAUAAAGUUUAUUUUGUUACAUCUUUUCUUCAGUUUUAUUUUUCAGGAAAAAAAACAAAAUUGAAAAUUACCGUUGCUUUUAAUUUGUACAAAGUUAGAAAAAAUUUUUUAAGCUCCCAGCAUUUUUUAAGCACCCCCCUCGAUUAAGCGCCCAUGCAAAAAGUCCAAAAAUUUAAUAAGCGCCCAGGGCGGUUGUUCGGAGCAUUACGGUGUAUAUAUAUAUUGAAAAAAGAUAAUUAAGAAUUUUAAUGUCAAUGCAAAGUUUUAUGCCAAUCAAUAUCAAUAUCAGAAGCAAUGGAAAGACAAGAAAUAUAGCUAUAAUAACAUUAGCAUUAAAAAGAAAAAGCAAGUAGCUGAUUUAGUUGAAAGUCAAUAUUUGAUCAAUUACGUGUUAAGUCAUCAACCUACAACAGUCCUGGUAGAUUCUGGUGCCCAAGUUUCUCUGGUUAGUAGAUCAUAAUGCCAGGAGCAAUCUAGAAAUGCUAGCUACAUGUACGCUGUUAUCGUCCAUAUUGGAUAAACACGAUUCUUAACAUGUCCAACAAGGAAACAGCACUGAUAUUCCCUUUCAAUGCUGUAUGUAUUAUUGGACCCGAUUAUACAAUAUAAAGAUGAGCUGUGUUUGGUUGAAGUACUAUUUGAAGACAAAGCAACACUGAAGCAGCAGAAGCCGUACAAUGCAACAAUGUAUUUGUACUGCAUUUUCAUUAUUAAUAGUUAUGUAUUUCUUUUAUUUUGCACAAAAACUGGUGAACUGACAGUAGAAGAUGAUGUUUAUCACUUAAAAUUUGGCAAAAGAGCAAACAUCACCACGGUAAACCACAAUUACAAUGAUAUAUACCCUUUUAAAGUGGGGGAGGAUGUCCUAUGCGACUGGGCUCUUUUUCUUUUUCGAGUGAAGAACACGAGACUUGACAGAAGGGUUCUGACGUUCAAACGUAUUGAUGUAUAUAAAUAACUUUACGAACAAUUUAUAUCAACAUCUACAGUGAUACCUCGCGGCACCAACUGCAGUAAAAAAGUAUUCCAGCUAUGUUAUUGCGUCUUUGGGUUCUCUUCUCGUUCUUCAUUUGCGUGACAUGCAGAACUGCACCAAGUAAUUCGACAGAUUGGGAUUUUCAAAUGCUUGUGCAAAGAUGGCCACUUUCCACUUGUCAAAUUGUGAAUGCUUCAGGGCAUGCAUGUUUUAUACCUCAUCAGGUAAAAGGGUGGACAAUCCAUGGAUUGUGGCCUUCAGGGUAUGGCUCCUACCCUCAAUAUUGUCAUGACUGGAUUUUUAACAUGUUGGAAGUAGUGGAUUUAGCUGUCCAGCUGUUAACAUUUUGGCCUAACCUCUACAUCAACAAACCCUUCGACAGCCUCUGGAAACAUGAAUAUGAGAAACAUGGUACCUGUUCUGCAAGUUUACACGGGUUCGAGACCGAGCACGAUUAUUUUGAACAGGGAUUGGCUUUAUCUGACAAAUAUGAUGUGCAAAGAGUGUUAGAACAGAAUGAUAUUUUCCCAAGAGAAGCAGGAUAUAAGGCAUCAGUGAUACGAAACGCAAUUCAGUCAGGCUAUAACAAAACAGUAUGUCCUGGAUGUGGUUAUGUGAAGGGUAUCGGACAAGUGUUAUCGCAAAGUUAUGUUUGUAUUGAUAAAAAGAUGGAAUUGAUCGACUGUCCAGAUUGUCAAAAAGUGUGUGUUGACGAUUAUCCCGUGUUAUAUCAACCGUUACAUUUUUGAAAUAUGUUUAUCAAAUCAGAAUAUUUCACAAACUUUACAGUGUAUGUAUUUUCUUAAAAUUUCGUAAUUCAAUUGAUUUUUAUAUUUUGAUGAUGUUGAUUUUUUCUAUUUCGAAUUGAAAGGGACUUAAAAUUUUAUUCCAAAUGUAAAAAGGGUUUAAGGAGUGAAAAACCGGUAAGGGACAGAAUAUUUGUUUAGAUAGGAGGAAGUUUAAG